Messenger RNA from Symphalangus syndactylus (siamang), 1887 nucleotides. RefSeq names its product translocase of outer mitochondrial membrane 22 (gene TOMM22). Gene Ontology annotation, cellular component: mitochondrial outer membrane. The record is from RefSeq and is a predicted model, not a curated record. Gene Ontology annotation, biological process: intracellular protein transport. NCBI's taxonomy places the organism in Eukaryota, Metazoa, Chordata, Mammalia, Primates, Hylobatidae.
UGCGCUCACCUCCUUUCCGCUUCCGGUGUCCCCUACAGUCAUGGCUGCCGCCGUUGCUGCUGCCGGUGCAGGGGAACCUCAGUCCCCAGACGAAUUGCUCCCGAAAGGCGACGCGGAGAAGCCUGAGGAGGAGCUGGAGGAGGACGACGAUGAGGAGCUAGAUGAGACCCUGUCGGAGAGACUAUGGGGCCUGACGGAGAUGUUUCCGGAGAGGGUCCGGUCCGCGGCCGGAGCCACUUUUGAUCUUUCCCUCUUUGUGGCUCAGAAAAUGUACAGGUUUUCCAGGGCAGCCUUGUGGAUUGGGACCACUUCCUUUAUGAUCCUGGUUCUUCCCGUUGUCUUUGAGACUGAGAAGUUGCAAAUGGAGCAACAGCAGCAACUGCAGCAGCGGCAGGUAAGCCCAGACCCUGGGCUUUUUGCCAGUGGUGGAGACGCAAGUUAUUUCACUAACACAUUGGUCCCCAACCUUUUUGGCACCAGGGACUGGUUUCAUGGAAGACAGUUUUUACAUGGACGGUGGGUUGGGGGUGGCGGGGGGUCGGGGGGCUUUCUGGAUGAUUCAAGUGCAUUACAUUUCUUGUGCACUGAAUUUCUAUUAUUACAUUGUAAUAUAUAGUGAAAUAAUUCUAUAAUGUAGAAUGAAUGGGAGCCCUGAGCUUGUUUUCCUGUAACUAGACAGUCCUGUCUGGGGGUGAUGGGAAACAGUGACAGAUCAUCAGGCAUUAGAUUCUCAUAAGGAGCUUGCAACCUAGAUCCCUCGCAUGCACUGUUCACAAGGGUUUGUGCUCCUAUGAGAAUCUUAACGCUGCUGCUGAUGUGACAGGAGGUGGAGCUCAGGCAGUAAUGUGAGUGAUGGUGAACAGCAGUAAACACAGAUGAAGGUUCUCUCACUUGCCUGCUGCUGAUCUCCUGCUGUGUGGCUCGGCUCCUAACAGGCCAUGGGCCAGUGCCAGUCCACAGCCCAGGGGUUGAGGACUCUUGUUGUAGCACCUGAGUUGACCAACAGUUAAUGUGUGGGUGGGGAUUGGGAUCGGGCCCAUGCUCUGUUAGGUGUCUGACCGUGCUUUCAGUAUUAUUUUUGUAGACGUUGGCCCCAUCAGGUAUGGUGAGAAUAAGCUCUCUAGGCCUGUAUGAUGCCUUACGCCCCUCCUUUUCUUUUCCAGAUACUUCUAGGGCCUAACACAGGGCUCUCAGGAGGAAUGCCAGGGGCUCUACCCUCACUUCCUGGCAAGAUCUAGAUUGUUAUUGCUGUUUGAGCUGUCUCGGUGGGAUAAGUUUGAAAUUCAAGUGUUUGAACUGCUGAUUAUUUGGAUUUUUUUUUUUUUUUAACUUUGGCACAUUGAUCUAUCUAAACCUGGUGGGGAGAAUUAUCCCCACAUUGUCUCAUGGAAAGACUCAACUUGCAGCUGUGCCCUCCACACUAUCCUUACUUCUGUCUUCACUCUGAUACCAGAGUGCAGCCAUGCAGACGGUUAUUCCAGCUUUGGUCACCCGACUCCUUUCACCAAAUUGCUCCUAACUGGAAGAUCUCACUUUCCCCUUGUGGGGUAGGAACCGAUGCCAGUGGGAGGGAUGUGCCCCUGACCAUUAAUGACUGCUUUUUUUUUUUUUUUUUUUUAAAGAAUGGAGUUGUUGGGGAGGGACAUGCACACAGUGUGAAACAGACAAAAUGCAUUACACCUGUAGUGUAAAGUGGCCACUAUGAAUCCCUAUGUAUGAGAGAAGGGAAGCUGGCUGCAGCUUCAGCCACAGAGUGGGAACUAUGGAAGACAGCAGGAGUUCAUUUCCUCUGCACAUUUUGGCUGUUAGACCUGUGUGUGUGUUUAAAAAAACAGAAGUCAGUGCUCACUUUUUGUAUUUAAAUAUUAAAAAUGAUUCCAACUGAAA